This is a messenger RNA of Styela clava, 1724 nucleotides long. RefSeq names its product hyaluronidase-like. Gene Ontology annotation, biological process: hyaluronan catabolic process; carbohydrate metabolic process. The record is from RefSeq and is a predicted model, not a curated record. NCBI's taxonomy places the organism in Eukaryota, Metazoa, Chordata, Ascidiacea, Stolidobranchia, Styelidae. Gene Ontology annotation, molecular function: hyalurononglucosaminidase activity.
UAAAGUUUAAACUAUAUUGACAAUGCGCUGCAUCAAAUGGAUAUUCGCAAUAUUGUUUGCAGAUAGCUUUUCGAAAAUUCACUGCGUAGGAAUCAAAUCAAAUAUACUUGGCCCUUUUCUGCCAAACAAACCAUUUAGUGUUACGUGGGAUGUUGCAAGUGAAAAAUGCGAAGAAAAAUAUGGCAUUUCGCUUUACCUGGACCAUUUUGGCAUUCGGCAUAACACUAAAAAUGGCUGGAAAGGUAAUGUUAUAUCGAUAUUUUACGAAAAUGACCUUGGUCUCUUUCCACACUUUAACGAUAGUGGACAACCCAUAAAUGGAGGUCUUCCACAAGAGAUCCCGUUAUUCGCUCAUUUGGAUAAAGUGAAAAAGGACGUUUACAGAGUGUUGCCGGAUCUAGAUUUUGAAGGUUUAGCAGUGAUUGACUGGAGAAGCUGGCUCCCUCUGUGGGAUCAAAUAUGUCAUGAUAAUAUGCAUAUGCACAUCUACAGAGACAAAUCUAUUCAAAAAGUCAAAGCAGAACAUCCCGAUUGGCAACAAUCGAAGAUAAUUUCUCAGACUAAAUCAGAAUAUGAAUCUGGUGCCAAAACACUCAUGAAAUUUACUCUUAGAUUGACAAAGAAAUUGCGGCCGAAAGCCAAGUGGGGCUUCUAUUUAUAUCCUGAUUGUUACAAUUAUGAUAGUGACGGUCACAAAAUUGAUUUAAGGUGUACAAAUUACACUAAAAAUCAAGAUGAUAAGCUCCAAUGGCUUUUUAACGAGAGCACAGCGCUCUAUCCAUCGGCCUACCUGACUAAAUGGUUUAAACAUAACUUAACGGCUUUGUACUUUGUUGCCUACCGUGUACUUGAAGCAGUUCGCGUAGACAGUAACAGACCAGAAGAUACAAGCAUUCCAAUAUUUCUGUAUCAUUCGGUGGCGUACCCAGAUACAAAGAAAUUUUUGAACCUUUUUGAUCUUAGAGACACCAUUGGAGUUGCUUCGUUAUUGGGAGCUUCUGGCGUCGUCAUCUGGGGAGGAUAUGAUAUCGCCAAUACUGCUGAGGAAUGUCAGAAUUUAGGCAAUUAUAUUUCAUCUAUUUUGGGACCUUUUGUACAAUUUAUCUCGGAUGCUGCUUCUAAAUGCAGUCACGAGCGAUGUAAUAACCACGAAAGAUGUGUAUUGUCACAUUUUCCUGGAUACAAAGAUAACCUUAAUGAACGAACCCAUCUCGAGGUUCAGGAGGUAGCAAAGACGAUGUCUACAUUAAACGAGGAUUUUUCUGAAACAUUUAAUUUGUCACUUCAAAAACCUGGACAUUAUCCACAUUAUAUAGUUUGCCAGUGUUAUGAAAAAUGGACUGGUUAUUUUUGCAAUGAAAUGCAUUAAUUGAUAUUCAAAUUCUAUAUGUGGCAAGUUACGUACCCAAUUAUUAUACGACCCAUUCGUUUCUACCUAAUUCCAAGGCUUCAAUCAAUUGAAAGAAACAAUUUAUACCUCUUGUAAAAACUGCUGGUUAAAGGUACUGCUUAUAUAUAUAACAUGAAUUUCGCCAAUUUUUGCCAAAGGAACAUUAUUAGACUAUUAUUUCGACUAGCAUCUCAAAUUUUAUCUAUAUACAUAUUAUUUUAUGGCAAAUUCGAUUAUACUCCUUUGCCAUUAAAAGUUUUUUAAUCAAUGUAAUUGACAAGUUGAUCCAAGAUGAACCAUUUCAUGAUAAAAAACGAUGAUAAAUAAAUAAAGC